Molecule: messenger RNA, 333 nt
Organism: Mercenaria mercenaria
Lineage: Eukaryota; Metazoa; Mollusca; Bivalvia; Venerida; Veneridae
Exons: 1
Coding region: 1-333 (110 amino acids)
Source: RefSeq, a predicted model, not a curated record
AUGCCAUCGUUUAAUGGGAACAAGUUGUAUUGGACAGAAUUUUGGGACUCGUUUGAAAGUGCCAUCCAUAACAAUAAGAAACUCUCAAAUGUUGACAAAUUCAAUUACUUGAAGAGCAAACUCACUGGUGAAGCUAGGAGUUCUAUAGCUGGAAAUUCCCUCACGAACGAAAAUUAUGUUGUAGCCAUACAUGUUCUUCAAGAACGAUUUGGUGACCGCCAAGAAGCCAUCGACCUUCAUUAUAAGAAAAUAAUGGAUCUUUCUCCACCCCGCAAUACCAAAGAAAACCUACGCUAUUUCAUUGACAGUAUUGAGAGACAUUUGAGAAGUUAA